Molecule: messenger RNA, 918 nt
Organism: Dracunculus medinensis (Guinea worm)
Lineage: Eukaryota; Metazoa; Nematoda; Chromadorea; Rhabditida; Dracunculidae
Source: the annotation of a GenBank genome assembly
AUGGGCUCCUGUGAAUCUGAUUACUGUUUUAUCGAGCGAAAACCAACAGACGUACAGGGACGUUAUCGAAUCACAAAAGGAUGUUUAAAGCGACCAUCAAGGACGCAAACUGGAUGCGAUUAUGACCAUUUUCGCGACCAUAUUUUAUGCGUAUGUACAGGUGACUUUUGUAAUGAUAUGAUUUACAUUCGGCCUGUAUAUAGACGCAACAUUACUUGUCGCAGUUGUCAGGAGCGAGAACCAGACUGUGAGCACAUUUGUCAAGGACAAUGGUGUCAUGAGGACUUUACCACAGGAGCAUCAGGCUGUGGAUACGGUCCUCCUUCAUUGCCAUACUUUUACAAAGGUCCUGAAUUACUAGAGCAUAGAACAAGAUUAUGCGUCACAAUCAGCAGAGGCAAUGGAAAAUCAAGGAGACAUUGUAUUUGUAAUUCAAAUAACUGUAAUGCUGCCUAUCGAUCAUAUUAUCCUUGGACUAAUACGGAUGGUGCUACAAAAGUGCGAUCACUCAUCGGUCCAAGUCGAAAUGCGGUAUUUCAAAAGUGCGUUAAUUGUGAAGUGAGUGCUCAUGAUACAGCAUUUAUUGCUUCUUGCAAACAGAACACUUGUGUUGGUCACUUUUGCACAUAUGCUACUCAAAGGAUGCUUAUUGGUAAUAAUUAUCGCACGCACAUUACUCCCAUUAUCACUGAACGACAAGGAUGUAUCAAUGUGACUGAUAGCAAAAAUGUGCAACUUGGCUGUACUCAUAAAUGGAUGGAUAAUGAAGAAGAAGAAUUGUUUUGCGCUUGUACAGGUUUAAAAUGUAAUAGAGAUUUAGCAACUGCCAGUUUAAAUCUUGCAUCUAUAAUUUUCUAUCGAACAAGCUUAUCAGCAUUCUUCCUUUCUUGGAUCUCUGUAAUAUUUUACGGAUUUUAG